UCUUAGCUGUUUCCAUAGCUUAGCUAUUGUGAAUAGUGCUGCAAUAAACAUAGCUGUGCAGGGGCCUUUGUAGUAACUUUUCUCACAUUCCCUCAGGUAUAUCCUUAGGAGUGGUAUUGCUGGAUCCUGUGGCAGAUCUAUUUUUAGUUUUUUGAGGAGCUUCCAUAUUGCUCAAUAGUUCCAACUCUGGUUGGUCAGCUUCUCCCCCAGCAAGGUGGGCCAAUUUGGUUUUGUGCACCACCUCCAGACCUGGGAGAUUAGUUUAGCUAUCUGCCAUGCCCCCACUAGGAGGUUGGCUUAUGCUCCACACUCACUCCCUGAGUUUGGCUCCUUGCCCCACCCCUGUUCUCCAAGGUUGGUUCACUGUUCCACCCACCCCUGCUGUCAGUGGUAGAUUACAAUUUAGGUUUAUAUCAGAGGGAUGCAAUGUGCCCAUAAACUGUGCUGGAUUACGUUCAGGGGCAGGGAGGGGGAUAUGCAUGGUGUGUGGUGCUUACCCAUUGGGCUUGCAGAUUUAUGCAGGCAGCUUUGAAACUGGCUGGAAGGAGAAAUGGCCAGUGGCUUUUCUCAAGGCAGAUGCUUACUGGGACUGGGUUCAGCCCAGUGGGGCAUAAGUAGGCUUUCCACAGAAACAUGAUCAGGGGCAAGUUCUGUUGGAUAUAGUUUUCAAGCAUCUUGAUUUGACUGAGCGAGACUACUUUGGUUUACAGCUGACUGAUGAUUCUACAGAUAACCCAGUACCAGUAUUUUUUGCAAAUUAAACAAGACAUUCUGACUGGAAGAUUGCCUUGUCCUUCUAAUACUGCUGCCCUUUUAGCUUCAUUUGCUGUUCAAUCUGAACUUGGCGACUACAAUCAAUCAGAAAAUUUGCCAGGCUACCUCUCAGAUUAUUCUUUCAUUCCUAGUCAACCUCAAGAGUUUGAAAAGGAAGUUGCAAAAUUACAUCAGCAACAUAUAGGCUCAUCUCCUGCAGAAGCAGAAUUUAAUUACCUGAACACAGCACGUACCUUAGAACUCUAUGGAGUUGAAUUCCACUAUGCAAGGGAUCAAAGUAACAAUGAAAUUAUGAUUGGAGUGAUGUCAGGAGGAAUUCUGAUUUAUAAGAACAGGGUACGAAUGAAUACCUUUCCAUGGUUGAAAAUUGUAAAAAUUUCUUUUAAAUGCAAGCAGUUUUUUAUUCAACUUAGAAAAGAAUUGCACGAAUCUAGAGAAACAUUAUUGGGAUUUAAUAUGGUGAAUUACAGAGCAUGUAAAAAUUUGUGGAAAGCAUGUGUAGAACAUCACACAUUCUUCCGUUUGGACAGACCACUUUCACCUCAAAAGAAUUUUUUUGCACACUAUUUUACAUUAGGUUCAAAAUUCCGGUACUGUGGAAGAACCGAAGUCCAGUCAGUUCAAUAUGGCAAAGAAAAGGCAAAUAAAGACAGGGUAUUUGCAAGAUCCCCAAGUAAGCCUUUGGCACGGAAAUUAAUGGAUUGGGAAGUAGUAAGCAGAAAUUCAGUAUCUGAUGACAGGCUAGAAACACAAAGCCUUCCAUCUCGGUCUCCACCUGGAACUCCUAAUCAUCGAAACUCAGCAUUUACACAAGAGGGUACCCGAGUACGACCAUCUUCAGUUGGUCAUUUGGUAGACCAUGUGGUUCACACUUCUGCCAGUGAAGUUUUGGUGAAUCAGAGAUCUCCAUCAUCAACACAAGCUAAUAGCAUUGUUCUGGAAUCAUCACCGUCACAAGAGACCCCUGAAGAUGGGCAUCCUCCAGCAUUACCACCCAAACAAUCUAAGAAAAACAGUUGGAACCAAAUUCAUUAUUCAUAUUCUCAACAAGAUCUGGAAAACCAUACUAAUGAAACAUUUGAUGUUCCAUCUUCCCCUGAAAAGUCUACUCCUAAUGGUGGUAUUCCACAUGAUAAUCUUGUUCUAAUCAGAAUGAAACCUGAUGAAAAUGGAAGGUUUGGAUUCAAUGUAAAGGGAGGAUAUGAUCAGAAGAUGCCUGUGAUUGUGUCCCGAGUAGCACCAGGAACACCUGCUGACCUUUGUGUCCCUCGAUUAAAUGAAGGGGACCAAGUUGUACUGAUUAAUGGUCGGGACAUUGCAGAACAUACCCAUGAUCAAGUUGUCCUGUUUAUCAAAGCUAGCUGUGAGAGACAUUCUGGGGAACUUGUGCUUCUAGUUCGACCUAAUGCUGUAUAUGAUGUAGUGGAAGAAAAGCUAGAAAAUGAGCCAGACUUCCAGUACAUUCCUGAGAAAGCCCCAGUAGAUAGUGUGCAUCAAGAUGACCAUUCCCUGCGGGAAUCGAUGAUCCAGUUAGCUGAGGGGCUUAUCACUGGAACAGUCCUGACACAAUUUGAUCAACUAUAUCGGAAAAAACCUGGAAUGACGAUGUCUUGUGCCAAAUUACCUCAGAACAUUUCCAAAAAUAGAUACAGAGAUAUUUCGCCUUAUGAUGCUACACGGGUCAUUUUAAAAGGUAAUGAAGACUACAUCAAUGCAAACUAUAUAAAUAUGGAAAUUCCUUCUUCAAGCAUUAUAAAUCAAUACAUUGCUUGUCAAGGGCCAUUACCACACACUUGUACAGAUUUUUGGCAAAUGACUUGGGAACAAGGCUCCUCCAUGGUUGUAAUGUUGACCACACAAGUUGAACGUGGCAGAGUUAAAUGUCACCAGUAUUGGCCAGAACCCACAGGAAGCUCAUCCUAUGGAUGCUAUCAAGUCACCUGUCACUCUGAGGAAGGAAACCCUGCGUAUACCUUUAGGAAGAUGACACUGUUUAACCAAGAGAAAAAUGAGAGUCGUCAACUCACUCAGAUCCAGUACACAGCCUGGCCUGACCAUGGAGUCCCUGACGAUUCAAGUGACUUUCUGGAUUUUGUUUGUCAUGUACGUAACAAGAGGGCUGGAAAGGAAGAACCUAUUGUUGUUCAUUGCAGUGCUGGGAUUGGAAGGACUGGGGUUCUUAUUACUAUGGAAACAGCCAUGUGUCUCAUUGAAUGCAAUCAGCCAGUUUAUCCACUAGACAUAGUCAGAACAAUGAGAGAUCAACGAGCCAUGAUGAUCCAAACACCUAGUCAAUACAGAUUUGUAUGUGAAGCUAUUUUGAAAGUUUAUGAAGAAGGCUUUGUUAAACCAUUAACUACAUCAUCAAAUAAAUAAGAAAAUAAAAAGUCUUAGGAAAUGUGUUGGAAAACUGCUUUUCGUCUAAUCACAGUGCCAUAAUACUGCUUGCAGAAAAUGGCAUCUCACAAAAGAAUGAAGAACUCAAAAAAACUUUGAAAACUUCAGCACUGUUGCACUUUAUGCUUAAAAAAGAGUCACUCUUUCGAAAUCUCUAACUCAUAUGUUUGAAGACUAUUUCAUGCUUUGCUCCGAACAAAUAGUGAAUAACUGAGUAUGUUCAGGGUAAUUUAUGAAAAUUUGUGGUGGUGCCAUGCAGUUCCUUUCUGGUAAAAUUGCCACAAACAAGGCUCAGAAUUCUCCUCAUCUCUGUUAUACACCUGUAUCUUGGAAGCAAAAAGAAGUAAAUAUGAGGAGUCAGCUCUGAUCUUUCCCAGUGGUUCAUGUACUGACUGUACUGAUUACCAGGUUUUAUUUCUUAAAUUUUAGCAAUAUCAUUCUCAGUAUUAGCCAAUACACUGCCUAUGGAUGCAGCACAUCUUUCCCUACACUCCCUCUAAAGACCUGCUGUUCAGAAGAAAGGUGGGAUAUACUAUUCCCAGGAAAUGCUGCACAUUGUCCAUUUACCAGCAUCUUAUAGAAAGUAUAAAUAGGAAUUUACAAAUGUUCUUGGAGCUAAUAACAUAAUUUAUAUUUAUUAUAAGGUUGGCUUAUUCCAAAUCAUGUGAUUUCACAUACUUGAUGUAAAGGAAUGCAUGCAUUGUGUCUUAACCCCUUAAGUGCCUUGAGACAUCUUUGUAUGUCUACUGAAAAGGCACUCAUUUGACCCCACUAGGAGGUAUGUGUGUAUAUUGUACAUUCUUACAUUUUUAUGCAUUUUGAGUAAGUUCACAUUUUAAAUAACAGCUUCUUGUAUUGAGAAUUAUGCAGUCAAAGAAGGGCAAGGAAAUUCUGUUUCUUGCUCAGCACUUGCAUUUUGCCAUAAGAAGCCAAGAGAAAAUUUGUGUUCUGUUGAGUGCGCGCUGUGCUGCUAUGGAAUUGUUCAGAAUCCAUACUUCCUUUGCUGAGGGACAGGGGUUACAGUUUAGCAGCUUAACUUUAAAAAUGCUUUAUUCUUCAAAUUUCAUAAGAUGGUACCCCUAACUUCAGAAGUAGUGUCUAACAUGCAUAUUAAAGAUAAACAUAUUGCUACUCUAAGCUAAAGUUAGAGUGCAGUUAAUUAGCUGUGAUUUACUCCUAUCCAUAACUCAAGUAUUAGCCUUCAGCACUCACUUCAGUUAAUAGCAAGCUUUCUUCACAUUGUUCUUUUCAUUUGGAUUCAAACAGGAAUUAAAUACUAUUGACUUAUUUCUAAAUGGAACCCCUCUGUAGUAAAAUGAGGGCAUUCUUGUCAUUUUUUUUAUAUACAACUAGAUGACUCCAUUUAUAUAUACUUAAGUUAUAAGCACGUUAAUAAGGAGACUUUGGACUGUCCAGCCUGAAUGAGGCUCUGAUUCCCAUUUAAGGAUAUGUAUAUUUUCUCUUUGGGUUUUUUGUUGUUGUUGUUUUUAAAUCUACAGAGAUAGAACUUUAAAAUUGCUCAGUUUAAUAUAAGUGAAAAUUUGUUCAAAUACUGAAAUGUUAUUUUACAUAAUUAUUUAAUAGGGAUGUGGUUAAAAUAGAUUCCUUUCCUAGUGGUUUCUCAAUAUUUAUGUAUAGUUUUGAUAAAGUUUAGCAUCCAGCAGUAGAUAUUUUGGAAUGCAAUUUAGUAUGACAGGAAAACUGUAUAUUUAAAAAUCUUUAGUAAAAUCUAGAUGAUGUCAUUUCACAUAUUCAAAUUCCAUAAUAAUAAAUUUCAGGAAAUUAAGCUCCUGAAUAUUAAUAGCCAAGAUACCAAAUAAAUGACAUAUUUAAAUAUUUUGUCUCUUUUAAAGAGAGAAGUAAACAUAACCUUUAUGUCAAAAAGAAUUCUCUUUAUCUGUUUCCUAAUUUCACAGUCAAGACAGUAUAAGAUCGUCAUAUUUGAACAUUCCAUUCUCUCCCAACAGACAAAUGUGAUUAGGCUGCUGUGUGAUAUGACAGAUUGCAAAGGAAAAUCAUGUUGGGGGGGUCUGCAUAUUAAAUAACUGUUUCAAAAGGCUGUUGUUUUAGCCUAAAUUUAAAAAUAAAGGCUGUUGUAACUGUACGAACAGAAUAUGAAAGCCAUGGUCAAAAAGAGAACAGUUGUGUAGCCAUUCACAGGCAGAUGCCAUGGUUCACUUGUUCACUGAUGUAGGGAUUUGUUUAUGACUCUGAGGUUAACUGUUAACUGCUGGCAAUGAGCACUGCUGCCUUUGUAAAUCAUUCAUGCCUGUCUUUAAAUGACAGUAGUAGAAGUGUGAACUCACGUUUAAAUUAUCAGACAUGAUCUUCUCAUCUAGGAGCUCUCCUCUAUCAGUAUUGUUGUGUGCAGAAAAGAUCCUUUUUUAAAGCAUGUUUAUUAGGAUCCACAAUUUUUUAAAUGCGUAUGCUACUUAAGCUUCCCUAUUUACCCACCAGAUAAGACUAUCCAUUACACCAGGAGUUUUUUAACCUGUUUAUCAAAUAAGUAAAUUUCUAGAAAUAAUGCUAGCUUUCAUACACUAAGUCAUUCUAAGCUCUAUCCAUAUCAAUGUAAUAUUGUGUGAUAAAAAAACAAAUUGUAUCUAAGCUACUCUCCUCCCCUUCACCACCGCUAAACCCAUACCCCUAUACACUAAAGAAAGAAUGCUUUUAUUCUGACAAAUAGAAAUCAAUAUUGAAGAACCAAGGGGCUCUUUUGUAAAUGCUGAGAAGUGUUGGUGAAAAACUUCCCUCUGAUUUAGAAUGAUUUUUCUUUGUUCAUUUCACGUGUUUUACUGAGCAUCUGAUUUGUGUUAGCACUGAAGAGACAGUGAGGAGAGGAAUAUGUUAGAAUAGACUUUACAUUCACAAGAACUGGUUGGAGUUUUUAAACCAAUGCAUCCAUUCAAAAUCAAGGCAAACAGUCUAAGAAAAUUUUCCUUUGUAUGGCCUACUAGGACACGUAGGAAGGGAAAUACUUUAUUAUUUUGAUUUUUUGUGAAAAUUGACAUCAAAUGCAUAAAGUAAGCCAUUAAGACCAUCCAUUGAAGGGUUCAGGUACUAAUAUAUACAUAUACAUAGAGAUACUUUAGCGUACUUACAUGUGCAUUUCAUAAAGGCUAAUGCCCACAGAGAGAAUGAACUCUUUUAACCAUGAUCGUUUAUCAUUUGUUGGUAUGUCUGAUGAAAUUAUCAGGUAUUUUGAGCAAAAGUCUCCAGGUCUCACUAGAAGUACUACAACUUAAGCGCUAUAAGGAAGUUGAAAGAUUUUAUCCAUUCUCUAUUUCCCUUAUUAUAUAGGCAAAGAAACAAACAGAAACAGAGGUCCAGCAAUGGUAAUUGAUUUAGCAGAAUCUAGUCUUCUACAAUCUAAUUUGUAUCAUUGAGAUUUCUAAUUCUCAAUAUAGUGUUCUCUAUAUUAUACUAGUACUGAAAUAAAUUGUAACCUGUGUGAACAGCAAAUGCUUGUGAAUUUUCACUAGGGAAGCAUACUCAGGCAGUGUUGUUUUCACUUCAUUACUAUGACAACCUUAGGCGGUGUCAUUUAAGUUAGAAAAUAAGUAGGCAUUAGAGCAAUCCUAAUUAGGACUCUGACUCAGUUGGCUAGUCAUGCUUCCCUGACAGCAUAGCUUUCGGAAGGUAGUUUGGCUGAUAAGCAUGCAGUAUGGAAACAUUCGGGACUGCAAGUAGAAAACUACUUUUAAAGCACUUAAAAUAUAGAACUAAGAUUCAGGACAUAUUCACUUAUAGUGAAAUAAUUUAUGUUCAUAAUGCAAACAUAUAAUAGGAUUAAAACAUUACUUGUUUU
Messenger RNA from Castor canadensis (American beaver), 6979 nucleotides. It is a transcript of the gene Ptpn4, whose product is annotated as protein tyrosine phosphatase non-receptor type 4. Gene Ontology annotation, biological process: protein dephosphorylation. Gene Ontology annotation, cellular component: cytoplasm; cytoskeleton; cytoplasmic side of plasma membrane. The record is from RefSeq and is a predicted model, not a curated record. Gene Ontology annotation, molecular function: protein tyrosine phosphatase activity; cytoskeletal protein binding. Lineage: Eukaryota; Metazoa; Chordata; Mammalia; Rodentia; Castoridae.